AUGGCAGGCCCAGACAAGAAAAAGAAGGGCAGCAAGUCCAAAGCCGAAAAAGGCCCAGUGAUCACUGAUUCUCGUUUCGAGAACAUCCAGACCGAUCCUCGCUACCGCCUUCCCAGCAAACGCCAGACUCAUGUCAAGCUCGAUAAGCGCUUCAAGCACAUGCUUGACGAUAAGGACUUUUCUCGCAAUGCUGCUGUCGACCGCUACGGAAGAAAGCUCUCCAAAGAUGACACCAAGGAAAAGUUGAAGAAGUUCUACCAAGUGGAUGAAGACGACGAGGAAGACGAAGACGACGAGGCCGACGAUGAUGAAGAAGUCAAGAAGGAACUGAAACGCGUCAACGCCAGCUCUUAUGACCCUGCCCGUGAUGGUGGCUUCGAGUCUUCUUCCUCUGAGGAAAGCUCCAGUGAAGAGGAGGAAGACGAGGCGGAGGAUGAUGAGGACGAAGCGGCACAGUUCCCCGACAAGCAGCAGUCUGAUGUACCAAUCGGAGAAGUGACAAAUCGCAUAGCUGUGGUCAAUCUUGAUUGGGACAACAUCCGCGCAGAGGACUUGAUGACUGUCGUCUCCAGUUUUCUGCCACCCAGUGGACGAGUGUUGAACGUCACAGUCUAUCCCAGCGAAUUCGGCAGGGAGCGCAUGGAGCGGGAAGAAGCAGAAGGUCCCCCACGGGAGAUCUUCGCAAGCAGCAAGAAGAACAAGAGCAAGCACGAUGGCUCAGAGGAUGAGGAGCUUGACUCUGACGAGGAAGAGGAAGAGAUCAAAAACUCGAUAUUGAAGGGUGAUGAUGGUGAAGAGUUCAACUCUACGCAACUCCGACGGUACCAGCUUGACCGUCUGCGUUAUUACUACGCCAUCGUCCAAUUUUCAUCAAAGGACGUCGCCAAGCACGUUUACGAUCUAAUUGAUGGUGCCGAAUACCUCUCCAGUGCCAAUUUCUUCGAUCUUCGAUUUGUCCCCGAUGAGACGGACUUCUCUGACGACAAGCCUCGAGACGAGUGUUCUCGCAUCCCUGACGACUAUAAGCCCACUGAGUUUGUUACCGAUGCUCUGCAGCACAGCAAAGUCAAGUUGACAUGGGACGCGGACGACAAGUCAAGGAAGGAAGCCCAAGCUCGUGCGUUCCGCGGCUCGCGCGCAGACAUUGAUGAGAACGAUCUGAAGGCCUACCUCGGCAGCGAUAGUUCAGAUGACGAGAGCGAGGAUGACGAAGAUGGAGGAGUGGAAGUCGUCGACACUACAGGAGGGGAGCCAUCGACCACAAAGCUGUCCAAGAAAGAAGCCGAAAGACAGCGCAUGCGGGCAUUGCUUGGAUUGAGCGCCGAGCCUACCCGCUCUAAGCAGGACGCCCCUGUCGGUGAGAUGGAGGUCACAUUCACAUCAGGCUUGGCUGGCGGUCGCGGCAAGGACAGCAUUUUCGAGAAUGAGCCAGAGAUCGAAGAGACCACAGUUGAAAAAUACGUGCGCAAAGAGCGCGAGCGCAAGAAGCGCCGCAAGGAGAAGCUCAAGGCCUCUAAGCGUGGUGAGGAGGAUGGAUCUGGCAAAGAGGAUGGCGCAGACAGCGCGGACGAAGCUGGCACAGCCGAGGUACCGCCGCAGGAUGAGGAAGAUGCUGGAUUCAACGAUCCCUUCUUUGAGGACCCCGAUGGCAAGGCCACAGCUAUCUCUCGGCGCAAGGAAGAAAAGCGGAAGAAGCGCGAGGAACGUGCUGCCGAGGAAGCUGCAUCGGCUGCUCAGCGGGCUGAGCUGGAGCUGCUGAUGGUGGACGAUGAAAAGGCCAACAUCAAGCACUUUGACAUGAACGAGAUUGAGAAGGCCGAGAAGCAAGCCCGCAAGAAGGGCAAGGGCAAGAAGAACAAGAAGCUGGAACCCGCCCCCACGGAUGACUUCAAUGUCAACGUCAGCGAUCCUCGUUUCUCCCGUUUGUACGACAGCCACGACUUUGCCAUUGACCCUACCAACCCCCGAUUCAAGUCAACAUCCGGCAUGAAGGCUCUUCUGGACGAAGGACGCAAGCGCCGACGCACUGGUGAUGACGCAGAAACCGAGGCACCGGUAGAACGUCGGGAAAGCAAGAAGAAGCAGAAGAAGACCUCCAAGGAAUCCAACUCUGAGGAAUUGAAGCGUCUGGUGGACAAGGUCAAACGUUCUCACUAA
Molecule: messenger RNA, 2157 nt
Organism: Penicillium brevicompactum
Lineage: Eukaryota; Fungi; Ascomycota; Eurotiomycetes; Eurotiales; Aspergillaceae
Product: pre-rRNA-processing protein ESF1
Exons: 2
Coding region: 1-2157 (718 amino acids)
Biological process (GO): rRNA processing
Cellular component (GO): nucleus
Molecular function (GO): RNA binding
Source: RefSeq, a predicted model, not a curated record